Messenger RNA from Volvox carteri f. nagariensis, 828 nucleotides. RefSeq lists its product as uncharacterized. The record is from RefSeq and is a predicted model, not a curated record. Gene Ontology annotation, biological process: amino acid transmembrane transport. The transcript has 5 exons. NCBI's taxonomy places the organism in Eukaryota, Viridiplantae, Chlorophyta, Chlorophyceae, Chlamydomonadales, Volvocaceae. The annotation marks the transcript as partial.
GGCAUCAGCAACGUCACCUUCGCCACCAUGGCUGAAAAGACCCUGGGAACCACGGGAGCCUCCGCCGCCACCUUCCUAUACAUCUUCCACAACUAUGCGCUGCUGGUUGCAUAUGUGGCACGGGCCGGCCAGAUUAUGGCCUCCGCAGGCAACUUGACGCCGCUGGCUGGUGCAGCGUUGUUCGCGGUGGGCUUUGGCGGCAUCUGCUACGCGUGUACACCCCGCCAGUUCGACCGCAUCAACGGCCUGCUGCUGGGCUUGGCAGGCGCUUCUUUUACGGCGCUUCUGGUGGUGGCUGGCUCUCACAUAGACCUGCCGGUGCUGUCACGUGCUGACUGGUCCGCCGUACCGCCCACCAUUCCCGUCAUCGCCCUGGCCUUUGUCUACCAUAAUAUCGUACCUGUGGUGGUGAACAACCUGGAGUGCGAUGCCGCCAAGGUGGCGGUGGCGGUAGACGCCGCCGCAACUGCUGCGGCGGCGGCAGCCGCCGCAGCUGCCAGCGCCGCGGUCGCUGGCGUUGCCGAAGGCGGAGGCGGUGUUGUCAGCUCGGCGGAACUUACGGCGGCGCUGGAUCCCCUGGCGCUGCUGCAGCGGGCGGGUGGGCCAGUGGUGGGGCCGCUGGUGCAAGUGUUUUCCUUCCUGGCGAUUGCCACCUCGUUCACGGGAUUUGUGCUGGCGGCUGUGGACUUCCUACCGGAUGCCUUCAAGCCUCUGGCGGCAGUGCCCCGGGAAGCCAGGUACGCUCUGGUUGUGCUCCCGCCCAUAGUGUUAUCCACGGCGUCCCCCGGCAUUUUCUUCGCAUCGUUGGAUAUUGCGGGCACAUACGGC